This is a messenger RNA of Gossypium raimondii (Peruvian cotton), 3288 nucleotides long. RefSeq names its product putative leucine-rich repeat receptor-like serine/threonine-protein kinase At2g24130. Gene Ontology annotation, molecular function: ATP binding; protein binding; protein kinase activity. Lineage: Eukaryota; Viridiplantae; Streptophyta; Magnoliopsida; Malvales; Malvaceae. Gene Ontology annotation, biological process: protein phosphorylation. The transcript has 2 exons. The coding region runs from base 119 to 3127 and encodes 1002 amino acids. The record is from RefSeq and is a predicted model, not a curated record.
UUGUUUAUCUCAAUUCACAAUUCCUCAACUUGUAUUAAAUUCUUGUUAUAAUGAAGGCUUGGAGAUGAAACAAAGGUGACACUCACAAAGGGAAGUUUCUUAGGCACUUCCAAAGGCAAUGACAAUGGCAUUCAUUAGAAUGUUUUUCAUUCUUCUAUUUCUACUCCAUUUUAUUUUGGUAUCCAGCAAUACGGGUUCACCUUAUCCAAAUCGUCGUCGUUAUCCUUAUCAUGAUUGUCUUCAGGGCCGAUCUUUGGUUGAAGACAAGGCUGCACUUCUAGCAUUCAAGAAGUCGGUAUUAGUGGAUCCAAAAUCGACUCUUGCGAACUGGGAAGAUGGUGUUCAUGUUUGCAACUUCACUGGUGUCACAUGUAACGAGCAACAUCAUCGUGUGACACAAAUUGAUCUCUCUAGCUCUGGACUUGUGGGGAAGAUAUCACCUUCCCUUUCAAACCUCACUGCUCUUCAACUCAUAAACCUUUAUGAAAACCACUUCUUCAGCAUCAUUCCACCACAACUUUCCUCCCUCCCUUGCCUCCAAACUCUUGUACUUAAUCAAAAUGACUUAAAUGGUCCAGUGCCCGAUAGUUUCGCCCUCCUCACCAGCCUCAUCGUGUUUGCUGUUAUGGAAAACAACUUGACAGGCCCCCUGCCUCCUUCCUUUUUCUCUAACUGUACGCAAUUAAAAGUUAUAGAUUUGUCUUUCAACUACAUCACAGGUCGAAUUCCUAUGGAAAUUGGAGACUGUCCCGGUUUAUGGACACUCAAUUUAUACAACAAUCAAUUUAUUGGCCAGCUUCCUGCAUCCUUAACCAAUACUACACUAUAUAAUCUAGAUGUGGAGAACAAUCAUCUAUCUGGUGAACUGCCUUCAGAUUUAGUAAGCAAGCUUCCGAAUCUUAUGUUUCUUCAUUUGUCAUAUAACAACAUGAGAAGCCAUGGAAAUAACACCGAUCUUUAUCCCUUCUUUGCCACGUUAGGAAAUUGUACUGGCUUGACGGAACUUGAAUUGGCUGGAAUGGGACUUGGAGGAAAAUUACCGAGCUCAAUUGGUCACCCUAGUCUGAAGCGCCUCGAAUUGCAGGAAAACCUCAUAAUCGGGUCGAUUCCACCAGAAAUCAGGAACCUCUCCAACAUUACGAUGUUGAACUUGACAUCCAAUUUUCUAAAUGGAACAAUCCCAGAAGAGUUGAGUUUAUUGUUAAUGUUGGAACGACUUCUUUUGUCCCACAACUUGUUCAACAUCAGAAUUCCUUUAGAAUUAGCAAAAUUGCCUCAUCUCGGUCAGCUUGAUCUCUCCAACAACAAAUUCUAUGGAGAAAUCCCUGCCAGCUUUGGAGAUUUACUUGCACUUCGAUAUUUGUUUCUCAAUAACAACCUCCUUUCUGGGACAAUACCGCCACAACUAUUCAAAUGCUCCAAUCUUUACAUGCUUGAUCUGUCUUACAAUAAGCUAACAGGGAGGAUCCCUCAAGAGGUAAUCGAAAUACGUGAAAUCAGAGGAUUCAUAAAUUUGUCACACAACCUUUUUGAAGGGCUUUUACCAAUUGAGCUCAGCAAGCUGGAAAAUGUUGAAGAAAUUGAUCUCUCAUCAAACAACCUUAAUGGGAACAUCUUCCCACAAAUAUCGAGCUGUAUCGCAGUGAAAGCGAUAAAUUUCUCACAUAAUUCCCUCCAAGGCCAACUUCCGGAGUCUCUAGGUGAUCUAAGGAACCUCGAAUCAUUCGAUGUUUCGAGCAACAACAUAGCUGGAAGCAUACCGAUGAGUUUGAGCAAAAUUAACCUCACAUUUUUGAAUCUUUCUUUUAACAACUUUGAAGGAAUGGUUCCUACUAGUGGCAUCUUCAAUUCAGCCACAUAUAUGUCCUUCUUAGGCAAUCCGCGUCUAUGUGGAGUGGCGUCUACUAGGGUGACAUGUCCGCGGAAGAAGCAUUGGUUUCAAUCACGUGCAUUCUUGAUUAUUUUUAUCCUAGUCAUAUUUGUCUCAGUGUUGUUAUCAGCAGUACUCUGUGUGAUUGGAGUCCGUCGCACUAAACUAAUGGUUGCAUCCAGGAGAAAUGAAAGAUUAAGAAAGCCAUCAACACCAGAAAUAAUGCACAAGUUCCCCAGAAUCAGUUACAAAGAACUGUUAAAUGCCACUGGAGGAUUCGAUGACCGGAAUCUAAUUGGGACAGGUAGCUACGGACGUGUUUACAGAGGAGUUCUCCAGGAUGGAACAAGCAUUGCCGUAAAGCUAUUACAUUUGCAGUCUGGGAAUUCAACCAAAAGUUUGAACAGAGAAUGCCAAGUUCUAAAGAGGAUUCGGCACCGAAAUCUUAUUCGGAUUAUAACAGCCUGUAGUUUACCCGAUUUUAAGGCUUUGGUUCUUCCGUAUAUGGCAAAUGGAAGCUUAGAUAGCCGUCUCUAUCCACAAUCUGAGUCUAGUUCGGGUCAAGGCUCCUCCAAUCUGAGCCUAAUUCAGAGAGUCAGGAUUUGUAGUGACAUUGCUGAAGGGGUGGCCUAUUUGCAUCACCUUUCCCCAGUUCGAGUCAUACACUGUGAUCUAAAACCAAGCAAUGUUCUUCUAAAUGAUGAUAUGACGGCAUUGGUUUCAGACUUCGGGAUUGCAAGGCUGGUUAUGACAGUAGCUGCUGGCAAUGGAGGUGGGGCUAUUGAUGACAUGGGAAAUUCCAGUGCAAAUAUGUUAACCGGAUCCAUUGGUUAUAUUGCACCAGAAUAUGGAUUUGGAUCGAAUAUGUCCAUCCGGGGAGAUGUAUACAGCUUCGGAGUUAUAGUUCUUGAAAUGGUGACAAGAAGACGACCAACUGAUGACAUGUUUGCUGGUGGAUUCAGCUUGCACAAAUGGGUAAAGAAUCACUACCAUGGAAAGGUUGAAAAUGUGGUGGACCCAUCACUGAUUCAAGCAUCAAUGGAGCAGUCCUCUGAAGUGAAAAGAAUGUGGGAAGUUGGCAUUGCAGAACUGAUUGAAUUGGGUAUUCUUUGUACUCAAGAAAUCCCCUCGACUCGGCCAACCAUGCUCGAUGCUGCCGAUGAUCUCGACCGCCUUAAACGAUACCUUACGGGAGAUACCACUGCCACAUUUGCCUCAUCACUGGGAAUUUCUUCCUCCACCAUUGCUGCUAACUAACAACUUCUUUGGGAACUUUGACUUUGAAGUAAUGAAUUAGAAGAUGGCUGCAUCUGUAAUAUUACAAAACUAACUAUGCCUUUUCCCAGCAUUUCUUUGGAGGGUAUUUGUAUGUAUGUUACUUGCAUUGUUAAGUAGAAACAUUUUUAGUAAGAUGGAAA